AUAAGGUGGGCUAAAUUUUCGUACUUUUAGUGAGUACACAAACAGAAGGACAGGCUAACAAACCAUCCUAAAUACCUUGACUAGAGCAGGAGAGAGCAGUGCAAGCCACCCUCAAUAGUUACUGUUAAAAAUUGGGUGGCCUAGAUUUUGUAUGUAUAAGGUGGGCUAAAUUUUUCGUACUUUUAGUGAGUACACAAACAGAAGGACAGGCUAACAAACCAUCCUAAAUACCUUGACUAGAGCAGGAGAGAGCAGUGCAAGCCACCCUCAAUAGUUACUGUUAAAAAUUGGGUGGCCUAGAUUUUGUAUGUAUAAGGUGGGCUAAAUUUUUCGUACUUUUAGUGAGUACACAAACAGAAGGACAGGCUAACAAACCAUCCUAAAUACCUUGACUAGAGCAGGAGAGAGCAGUGCAAGCCACCCUCAAUAGUUACUGUUAAAAAUUGGGUGGCCUAGAUUUUGUAUGUAUAAGGUGGGCUAAAUUUUUCGUACUUUUAGUGAGUACACAAACAGAAGGACAGGCUAACAAACCAUCCUAAAUACCUUGACUAGAGCAGGAGAGAGCAGUGCAAGCCACCCUCAAUAGUUACUGUUAAAAAUUGGGUGGCCUAGAUUUUGUAUGUAUAAGGUGGGCUAAAUUUUCGUACUUUUAGUGAGUACACAAACAGAAGGACAGGCUAACAAACCAUCCUAAAUACCUUGAUAUAUGGAGGUCGCAAUUGACUGCAUAAACCCAGACACAGAAAAUUUCAACACACCUCCAAGUGUAAAAGCUUCUGAUGAAUAUUCAGAAGAUUCCAGUACACCCCAAAGUGAAUCAAAAGUCACUGAAUCAAAAGUCACUCAAUCGAAAGUCACUGGUUUUCCAGGUGACUCAAAGGGGCCAUCAAAGAAGACAGUUGUCAUUGCAGCAACAGUCAGUAGCACAGGAUUUAUCCUCAUCUGCUGCAUUGUCAUAGUGAGCAGUGUGGGUGGCUGGGUUCUCUACAGACGUAGGAAACAGCAGCAGCAGAAAGAGAUGGAGGAAGAGGUGUACAAACUUCUCGACAACGAAUAUGUUGAAAUGUAGCUAACACAAACUAACAGCUCAUCACAAGAUUGAAACGUUUAUGUAACUAUGACUAAAUUUGUUUUGCCUCUUUAGUGUUGUAUUAUCAAACAAAGUGGUAUUAACUGCAUUGCCAGGUGGCACAGUUA
This is a messenger RNA of Geodia barretti, 1197 nucleotides long. The record is from the annotation of a GenBank genome assembly. Lineage: Eukaryota; Metazoa; Porifera; Demospongiae; Tetractinellida; Geodiidae.